Messenger RNA from Papilio xuthus (Asian swallowtail), 2138 nucleotides. RefSeq names its product Jumonji domain containing 7 (gene JMJD7). NCBI's taxonomy places the organism in Eukaryota, Metazoa, Arthropoda, Insecta, Lepidoptera, Papilionidae. Gene Ontology annotation, molecular function: protein binding. The transcript has 12 exons. The coding region runs from base 75 to 2138 and encodes 687 amino acids. The record is from RefSeq and is a predicted model, not a curated record.
CAAUAGUCAAAGUCGUAAAAACAACAACAAAACAUCAUUGUAUAGAAAGUUUCGUAUUCCUUUUAUUUUUGAAAAUGCAUAAGGCUAUUAACUUAAAAGAUUUCAAAGAAAAUGAAGAAUUAUUACGCAAAGAAGCAAAAAAGUUAAACAUGAAGAAGAGUGAUUUAAAUAAAAGGGAAACACACCUGUUUAUGUUCGAAAAAAAUCUCACAACAAUUCCAAAGCCUAGGAAUCCAACGCACGUUAUAUACGCUUAUUAUCACAAUAAUUACAUUUACAAAAUUGACAAUCUGGAUGAAAUGUACAAUUUAACGCAUCUACACCUUCAAUGGAACAAAAUAUCUAAAAUCGAGGGUUUGGACAAACUGACAAAACUGAAGAAGCUGUACCUUGGUAGUAAUUGUAUUUGCGUUGUUGAAAAUAUGACUGGUUUGAAGUAUUUAGAAGAAUUACACAUUGAAAAGCAAAACGCAGACGGGCCGGACGCAUUAUGCUUUGAUCCACGAACUAUGUUAGCUAUUGGCACGACUUUGAAGAUUUUGAACGUAUCAGAGAACAAGCUAACGGAUAUGGCUUGGGUAAAGCCAUUACGAUGUUUGGAAGUUUUGAAUGCAUCGAAAAAUAGAUUAGAAGACGUUCAGGGUACAGCGGACGAUCUCUGCACAUUAAUUUGUUUGGUUGACGCUAACUUUACUGGCAACCCCAUGACAAAGAAACAUAGAUAUAAAGAAAUUAUUAUUGCAAGAUGCGCUCAAUUGCGUGUUCUCGACACUAUAGCGAUCCAUAAUACAUCGAAAACUUUUCUACGAAGCUUCGAUAAAGCCGUACGAUUACGUCAAAUGAACUUUAGAAACAAGAUAGAUAUGUCAAAACAAGGCGUCGAGGACUUCUUCGAUCUUAAUAUGAUGAGAGGAUCUACGCAAAGUGCAAUAACUGUGGGUGAACAAGCUAAAGGACGUCCUGGACUUACAAUUAUUGAUUCUACCUACGGAUUUAUUCCGCGACCGUUACUGCGAGCAAAGGCAAUACCACGUGAGAGUUUUGUACCACCGUCCGAACCUCCACCUUCAACUGGAAAUGACAUGAGCGUUGCUCCUGUAAAAGGAAUUUUGAAGAAACCAAUUUAUUUGAUCCAUAACCUAAACAUGACCGAUAGGAUAGCGAAAGCAUUAAAGAUCCUUAAGGAGGAAUCUACCGCACUAUAUCUUGGAUAUACCAUACAAGAAAUCGACUUUAUUGAUUCACUUGAAUUUCAUCGAGAAUAUGUAGCAAAAAAUAUUCCUGUAGUUAUAAAAGGUGGUUGUUCCAACUGGCCAGCAACAUUAAAUUGGAAUAUUGAGUAUUUUAGACAAAAUUUUAGUAAUAAGAUAGUUACAGUGGCUAUAACACCAAAUGGCUUAGCCGAUGGGAUAACAGAAGAUAAAAAUGGUGUAGAAUAUUUUGUCACUCCACAUGAAGUGGACAUGCCUAUGGGAGAAUUUCUGAAUAUGCUUGAUAAUAAAAGUGACAACAUCAUACCAUAUAUUCAGCGUCAGAAUUCCAAUUUGACUGAAGAUUUUCCGGAGCUGAUUCAAGAUGUGGUGCAUGACAUAGACUUUGCUACAAAGGCAUUCAAUAAAAAACCUGAUGCUGUUAAUUUUUGGAUGGGAGAUGAAAGAGCUGUUACUUCUAUGCACAAAGAUCCAUAUGAGAACAUAUACUGUGUUAUUGACGGAUACAAAGACUUCAUAUUAAUUCCUCCAACGGAUUUACCAUAUGUUCCAUACAAAAAAUAUCCACAGGCCGAGUUCAAAAGGAUUAAUAAUACAUGGCAUAUAGAACCAAUUACCUUAAAAGAUUACAACCAAAAAGACAGCAAAGAUGGACUAUGUAUAGAGAAAUCGGAGGCACAUUCCCUUUUACCAUGGAUAUGUGUUGAUCCUUUAAAGCCUGAUUUAUCUGCGUACCCAAGGUUUGGUAAGGCACAUUUAUAUAAAGUCCGUUUGCACAAAGGUGAUUGUCUGUAUCUGCCCAGUCUGUGGUAUCACCACGUCACUCAGAGUCACGGCUGUAUCGCUGUUAAUUACUGGUACGAUAUGGACUUUGAUAUUAAAUAUUGUUAUUAUAAAAUGUUAGAAGCUUUGUGUACUAAGUUUUAA